AUGGAUUUUCUGACCGUGUCGCAGCCAACUUCGAAUUUUCAACUGGUACCCCGAGAUUUCGCAGCGGACGAACGGCCCUUGGCAGACGACCAAGAUAGGCAUUUUACUUUACACGGCAAAGAUGAUGACGAAAAACUGGCCGCAAUGUGCGAGGCUGGCUUUGUCACUGAUUGUCGGAUCUCGAUAGAGAGGGCCCGGGCGGCUGCCAGCAAUCAAGAUGAAAAAUCAAAGACACAUAUGGAGUCGACGAAGUCGUUAUCGCGCCCUCCCUUUGGAAAGACUGAGGACCAUACUGCUUAUCGACCCUCUUUCCCCGCUUACGGUCUAUUUGUUAUCCUGGCCAUCGCCCUUCUCGUGCGCUCCAUUCACCGAGGGUAG
This is a messenger RNA of Penicillium chermesinum, 378 nucleotides long. RefSeq lists its product as uncharacterized. The coding region runs from base 1 to 378 and encodes 125 amino acids. The transcript has a single exon. The record is from RefSeq and is a predicted model, not a curated record. Lineage: Eukaryota; Fungi; Ascomycota; Eurotiomycetes; Eurotiales; Aspergillaceae.